GGCGCACCGGGUUGCCGGUAGCUGUCCCGGGCUCGGAGUGUCUCGUGCGACGGCUAGUGCCUCCCUCGGGUGUCUGCGCCCUCGUUGGCUGCCCGCGGCCGCCGGCGAAGUUCACCUGUAGUUCGGAGGCGCCCCCGGUCCAUGGAGAAGGGCCCGGUGCGUGCGCUGGCGGAGACGCCGCGGGGCGCCCGGUGCAGCAAUGGGUUCCCUGAGCGGGAGCCGCCGCGGCCCGGACCCAGCCGGCCGGCGGAGAAGCCCCCGCGGCCCGAGGCCGGAGGCGCGCCGACUGCGGACGGCUGGAAGGGCGAGCGGCCGCGCAGCGAGGAGGAUAAUGAGCUGAACCUCCCCAACCUGGCGGCCGCCUACGCGUCCAUCCUGCGCUCGCUGGGCGAGGACCCGCAGCGCCAGGGGCUGCUCAAGACGCCCUGGAGGGCGGCCACGGCCAUGCAGUUCUUCACCAAGGGCUACCAGGAGACCAUCUCGGAUGUCCUCAAUGAUGCUAUCUUUGAUGAAGAUCACGACGAGAUGGUGAUUGUGAAGGACAUAGACAUGUUUUCCAUGUGUGAGCAUCAUCUGGUCCCAUUUGUGGGAAAGGUGCAUAUCGGUUAUCUUCCUAACAAGCAAGUCCUUGGCCUCAGCAAACUUGCCAGGAUUGUAGAAAUCUACAGUAGAAGACUACAAGUUCAAGAGCGCCUUACGAAGCAAAUUGCCGUGGCGAUCACAGAAGCCUUGCACCCUGCUGGAGUUGGGGUGGUGGUUGAAGCAACACACAUGUGCAUGGUAAUGCGAGGGGUGCAGAAAAUGAACAGCAAGACUGUGACCAGCACCAUGCUGGGCGUGUUCCGGGAGGACCCCAAGACUCGGGAAGAGUUCCUGACUCUCAUCAGGAGCUGAGCGCCCGCCCGCAAGUGCCGCGUGCUCUGUAGGGCCUGUGGACUUGUCCGUCUGCUCUCCGUUGUGUGUGUAUUUGCCGUGAUGUUUGUUCCUUGUCCAUAAUUGUAUUUAAAGAAUUAUUUAUAGAAAGUCAAAUAAAAUAAUUAAUAAAGGGGUGAGUCCUCUACUUUCUUCCUGCCACCUUUUGCCGGCAACACUAGUGAGAACAGUGAUGGAAAUUAUGUGCACAACACCACUGCCACUUGGCUAACUGGAGGCUGCUGGGAAAGAGGAGAAUUUGCCCGUUUCCUGAAUAGUGUGGGCCCAUGACCCAAGCUCAGGAGGGCUGGGGUGGCCAGAACUCUGCCCGAUCUGCUGGUGUUUCCUCCUCUGAUAAAACCUGGGCCACAGUAAGCCUGUGUCGUGUGCAUCGCUGCUCUGUGAGUUCCAAGUGCAACUGCGAUCAUGUUUAUUGAAACACCAGGGACAUUUUCCCUGUGUAUAUUUUUAUUUUUUAGCCCUCCAGGUGUUGUGUUAGUCACCAGGGGAAGGUGGUGGAAUAUCCAUGGUUUUGAUUUACUGUGAGUUCAAAAAGGCACAUGUCUACCUUCUUUCUUUUUAAAUUCAAGCGCAGGGUCUUAGUUCCUGGAGUUGUUUAUGCGUGGCUUCUCAUGUCAACAUACAGGGAUUUAGACAUUGAACUCUCUGUGCCUUUGAGGAGAAUAUCACGCCAUGUAAAGUGUGGACACUUAGGCCUUUUAUUUUAUAAGGCUCAGUCUUGACCCUGCAAAGAACUGGUCUUCACACUUUGACCUUUAGGGGUUCCUUGUGAGCUUACUUUGUGCGUCCCUCGUAGGUGCCUUAAAACAUUUUACUUUUGAUCUUAUGAAGUGGUUUUCUAAGACCUUCCCAACACCUGAGGCUGCCUGUCAUGGUCAGUGUGCAGAAGCUGGCGUGGGCUCCGGGCGUCAGGAUGUGUGCCCACUGCUCUUGCAUUGCACCACUCCCGGAAGCGCCCGGCCUUGAGUUCGCCUGGGGUCCACAUGGGUCUUGUCUUGGGUGUGACUCAGGGCGGUGAUGUAGGAUUGUAGUCCCGUGAGUCAUUGCCUUGCUCAUAGAUUUCCUCUCCUGGGGCAGCAUGGGCCAAAUGAAACCAUAGAACCCCAGCCUCCCCUCAAACACAGAACCUCAAACACAGCCCCCCAGGAAAUCCUCACUGAUUGACACAUGCUCUUCAAAUUGAUCCCAUUUCCUUCAGAUGAAUUAACUGCCUUGCUGGUUUUCACUUGGCAUCCUGUCUGCCAAUUUAAUGCUUUUUAGCUCAUCAUGGGACAAGGUAGCAGAGGUUUUAUUUUAUUUUACAUUUUCCCCUACUUCCCGCAUUUCCUGGAUUUUUCUGUAUUUGGAGUUUCUGUGGUACAGUGGUGAUUUUUGAAUUCCUUUAAAUUUCGAAGCUGGUGUAAACAUCAGCCCGCUUAAUGUUUAGACAUUUAUAGGGAGAGCUCUAAGCACUCAACUUGUGUUUGGUGUGUUCAAGUCAAAACAAAUGUAACUUGGAGGAACCAAAGACAUUGUUAACUAUGAAUUCAUCUUUCUGAGGCCAUGUGUAUCCUUUUUCAUGACUGUCUUAACGUUCCCUUGUAAUGUUCUUAUAAAAGUGUGAUGUAGCCACAGGCUCUUGUUUUGUUGGUCAGUGUCAUGUCUGUUCCACUGUCCUGUGUCCUGCUUCAAAAUGACAUUUUCAUAUCCUUGACAUUGAGUCCAUUUGGGGGAUUUUUUAAAGAAUUUAAAUAUACUGUUCAAUGAAAUUGUUAGCAUUUCCUGUAUGUGUGUGUGUUGGUGUGUGUAUGCUCCUGAAGUAGCUCUGUUUAAAUUAUUAAAUUGUUAUAACUUUGUUCUUGUGAAGUAAUUUCUUUUUCAACCGCCAGGAUAAACAUCAUAUUAGAUUAUUUUGAUUAUAUUCUGCUUUAGCAAUAAUACCCGUUACAAGGGUUUUCCUAGCCAUGAAGCUCUCAGAAUGGAAAUCUCAAUGGUAGCACAAAGUAACCCUGGGCUCUGGCUGUUUCUCUUUGCUGUGGGUUGGGGGUCUUACUGCCUUCACCCUCUUGCUGGUUACGGGGUGGGAGACCUGGGUGAGGGUCGAACCUCAGAGGCCCUCACAGCCCUGUUGUCCAUCCCUACAUUGAGGUAACCGCAGCCUUCUGAGAAGUGGCCCUGCCUCUUGUGUGGGCUGUAGGGAUGGCGGCGCCUGGUGGGACAAGGAGAGACCAGGGCUUCCUCCCCUUUCCUAGGAAGAGUGCACCCUGGGCAAACUGGAGCAGGUGCAAAGGGUCUUGCUGCCACCUGUCUGUCCCAUGCCCAGUGACCUCCAUUCCCCCUUGUUAGAAGUUGUCUCCUUAUUCCCGGCUCCCUCUGGGCAAGGCUCCCACCCUCACUGACGGUCGUCAUGUGCAGGUGCUGGGGCCCCAGAGCAGCUGCUGAUGCCGGCAGGGUGCUGCACGCUGUUGGGCAGCCAAUCUUGUCACCCCGGCUAGGAUCGCUUGCUGGUAAAGCCACCUCUCAGAGAUGCCAGAGCAGUGAGCCGCUCAGCUAAGUCCAAGGCUACUGACCCUGAAGACUGAUUGGUUUGUUUCUGAGCUGGUCACUCAGCGGAGGAGGGGUUGCAGAUCUCACAGGUCUUAAAGAUGCAUCUAUUUGAAAGGUGGAGGGAGAGAGAGAGAGGGCGAGGGCGGGCGAGCACUUUAAAUCUGCUAAUUUAUUCCCCAAGGCCUAUAACAGCCAGAACUCAGCCAGGUGGAAGCCAGGAGCCAGGAACUGCAUCUGGGUUCCCAUGUGAGUGGCAGGAACCUAAGUUCUAGGGCCAUCACCUGCUGCCUCCCAGGCACAUUAGCAGGAAGCUGGAUUGGAAGCAGAGGUGGGACUCUUCCAGGCACUCUAUACGGGAUGUGAGCAUUCCAAGCGCUGGUUUAACCUGCAGCGCCACGACGCUGGCUGCCCGGUUUUUAGGAAGGCUUUCCACGGACACAGAGGACUUGGAUUCUGCGGGAGAAGCUGGAUCGCCUGCUGCUGCCGUGGAGUGUGAAGUGUGGAGGCGUCACAACAGGAGUGUUCAAGGUGAAGUGUGGAUACCCGGGCAGCCCAUUCCUCCCGGGGGCACCUGCUUUAUUCCAGUUUCCAUGACGGAAAAUAAAAACUGCACAACAGUCAGGGGACAAGCCCUCGUGGACUCCUUGCUCAGCUUCUAGAAGUCUGAAAUCAUGGCCUCUUGUUCCUUCUAUACCUUCACUCCCUCUGGGAUCAUUUCACAGCACACCCCAGGACAUGACGUCAUUCACAUGUUUCAUGUCAUUUUGCAUGAAGUGGAAUCAUGCAAAAAAAUACAAAACUAGAUGCAUCCACUGGCACAAAAUAUGAAGUCUUUAGUGACAGACAUCUGGUCAGCAUACAGUUUCCCCCUAGUGUUUCAUACUUGAGUAGUUUAUUGGAAUCAAGGUACACAUGAGAUCCGUACAUGAUAUUGGUAUCUCUGAAAGUUUCUUAUGGACUCUUCUCCUGGUUCCCCGUUGAUGAGGUCAUUUGCAUUUGGAGAAGCCCUGCUUUUGCCCCGUGAAUGUGCACCUGCUGGGGCGUCUGUGGCUGGCUGAAUGCCGCAGAGGGCAGCUAAGUAGAGAAGUGUUGAGUUGGUUUCUGCCUCAGACUCCUCCAUAUCCCUCAACUGCUGCACCUGAGGCAGCCAGCCUGGGCUGGGUCUGUCUGGCCCUUCAUUUGGACAUAGAUCUCUCUGCUUGGAAACCCAGAGCUGCCCCCCAGCUAUGGAGCAGCCCGCCUGCCUUUUACUGGCUCUGUCCUUUUCAGGCCGGCUUCAGUUGUGCAGUGUGGACCACAUGGCUGCUCUGGCUUCAGCUCGGGGCCUUUCUGGGCUGCCAAGCUUUUGGUUAAGGCAGGAAGGGUUAUUACAAAACUGGAAACAGUGCAGCAUUGCAGGACGUGACGUCACUUUGAGGGCCGCUCCCUGGGAAAUUCCAAGAUUUCGGUUGGACAGGAGGUGUGCUUGGGCUUCUCCCAUCCUCGGCUGCUUCGGUUCCAUUUCCGUGCCCUUCUGAGAGACAGUGUCUGGCCAAUGUGGGCAGUGUGUCCACACCUCUGACCUUUGGAGAAGUCCUUAACUUCCGGAACGGACUGUGCUGCCCAGAGAAGCGUCGUGUCCCCGUUGGUGAGCGAGGCGGAGGCGUGUGCGGGAUCCCUGCGGGAGCCGCCUGAACACGGGGAGCCCUCGCGGAGGCUGCGGGUGCCCUCCUGGGUUUAGGAUGUGGUUUUCUUCUUCCUCUUGCCUGGAGCUGCCUACAUUUGCAAAUGUGCCAGACAGAAAGACGAAUGAGAUCGCCCCCGCCCCCGUUUGCCUUUUUGUGGGAUUUCCAUCGUAUGUGUGAUGAUACUGAUGUUUAGUGUCAUAGUCUAUGCUGGCUGGCAGAAUUAGUGAGAGAGAGAGAAAAGCCUUCCUUCCGGUGGUUCAUCCCCCAAAUGGCUGCUACGGCUAAGCACACUGCGCUGACCGAAGCCAGAAGCCAGCAAAGCCAUGGCGGUGGCAGGAUGACACCUGAAGAGAGCCUGGGGGUUUCGUCUGGUGGAAAUCAUUAACCUGGUAGCGCCUGAGCUACUGAGCAGUGAGUAUGAAGAGAGGAAGCAGAAGCCACACGUUUAGCCCCCUCCUCCAAGAGGACCUGCCACGGUGGAAGUGAGGCAAAGGGGCUGUAUCCAGAGGGGGUAGAGCCAUAGAGAGAGACAGAGAAAGAUCUUCCUUUCAUUGGUUCACUCCACAAAUAGCUGCUAUGGUCAGAGCUAUGUUGAUCUGAAGCCAGGAGCCACAUGGGUGCAGGCGCCCAAGCACUUGGGCCAUCCUCCACUGCCUUCCCAGGCCACAGCAGAGAGUUGGACUGGAAGAGGAGCAAUCGGAACUAGAGCCCGUCACCCAUAUGGGAUGCCGGCGCCGCAGACGGAGGAUUAACCAAGUGAGCCACGACACUGGCCCCACACAGCAUAAUUUCUUCAAGGUUCAUCCAUGUCAUCACAUGUUGAAGAAUUUCAUUCUUUUUGAUGGCUGACUAAUAGUCCACUGUGUGUAUGAGUAUAUACCAUAUUAUCUUUAUCCUUUUGUCGGUAAAUAUUUAAAUAUUUAUUUUGUUUAUUUGAAAUACAGAGUUACAGAGAGAGGUAGAGACAGAAAGAAGGAGAGGUCUUUCAUCCGCUGAUUAACUCCCCAAAUGGCCAUAACAGGCAGAAUUCAGCUGAUCCAAAGCCAGGAGCCAGGAGCCAGGAGCUUCUUCCUGGGAUCCCACAUGGGUGCAGGGGUCCAAGGACCUGGGCCAUCCUCCACUGCUUUCCCAGGCCCAUUAUCAGGGAGCUGGAUCAGAAGUGGAGCAACUGGGACUUGGACUGGCGUCCAUAUGGAAUGCCAGUGCUGCAGGCCAGGGCUUUAACUCGCUGUGCCACAGUGCCAGGCCUGUCAGUAAAAAUUUAUGUUGUUUCUAUGUCUUGGUUCUAUUGUAGAUGAGAUUGUUUUCCUAAUUUCUUUUUCAGAUAGUUUGUUAGUGUAUAGAAAUGCAACUUAUUGCAGCUCAAUUCACAAUAGCUAAGACAUGGAAUCAACCUAAAUGCCCAUCAACAGAAGACUGAAUAAAGAAAUUAUGGGAUAUGUACUCUAUAGAAUACUAUAUAGUGUGGCCGGCGCCGUGGCUCACUAGGCUAAUCCUUCUCCUUGCGGCGCCGGCACACCGGGUUCUAGUCCCAGUCGGGGUGCCGGAUUCUGUCCCGGUUGCCCCUCUUCCAGGCCAGCUCUCUGCUGUGGCCAGGGAGUGCAGUGGAGGAUGGCCCAAGUGCUUGGGCCCUGCACCCCAUGGGAGACCAGGAUAAGUACCUGGCUCCUGCCAUCGGAUCAGCGUGGUGUGCCGGCCGCAGCGCGCUGGCCGCGGCAGCCAUUGGAGGGUGAACCAAUGGCAAAGGAAGACCUUUCUCUCUGUCUCUCUCACUAUCCACUUUGCCUGUCAAAAAAAUAAAAAAAUAAAAAAAUAAAAAAAUACUAUAUAGUGGUAAAAAAAAAAAAAGAAAUCUGGAAAUCUGGUCAUUUGCAACAAAA
Oryctolagus cuniculus (rabbit) is the source of this 7006-nucleotide messenger RNA. NCBI's taxonomy places the organism in Eukaryota, Metazoa, Chordata, Mammalia, Lagomorpha, Leporidae. The record is from RefSeq and is a predicted model, not a curated record.